This is a messenger RNA of Oncorhynchus mykiss (rainbow trout), 2439 nucleotides long. Its product is annotated as interleukin-20 receptor subunit alpha. Gene Ontology annotation, biological process: cytokine-mediated signaling pathway. NCBI's taxonomy places the organism in Eukaryota, Metazoa, Chordata, Actinopteri, Salmoniformes, Salmonidae. Gene Ontology annotation, molecular function: protein binding; cytokine receptor activity. Gene Ontology annotation, cellular component: plasma membrane. The record is from RefSeq and is a predicted model, not a curated record.
UAAAGCAAAUAGCAACAUAAAAGACACUGAAGGAGAUCCUCGAACGGAAUAAUUUACUGUAGCCGAUUGGUUGAAAUGUCCAUGAGCUUAAGAGUAUAUAUUUGUUUUACCAAUACUACGGGAAAGAAUGAUCAAAUAUCUCUUGAUUAUUUAUCUAUGGACGCCAGUUGUCUCACAUGGGUCCAGUGUAGGAUGUCCUGAAGGAGUUCAUUUUAACUCUGUGAACCUGAGGAACAUUGCAAAGUGGCAUCCUGGGAAAGACACACCAAAUGACACACAUUACACAGUGGAGUAUGCAAUUUAUGGUGACAGAAUGGAUAGUGGGGCGACACAGGUGCGCUGGAGGGUGAAGAACCAGUGCAGAGACAUCCCUCAGACCCAGUGUGAUCUAUCCAAUGAGACCACUGACCUGGAUGAAGGCUACUUUGCCAGAGUCAAGGCUGUGGGCACAAACCUAUCCUCCAAAUGGGCAUUCACGGAAAAGAGGUUUGACCCCAAAGCUGACACAACCUUUGGACCUCCACUUGUAAAACUUGUGCUGAAGGAGAAUAGUGUUACUGUCAAGCUGAAGGGUCCAAUGAGAUGGAAGACUGGAAACAUGACAAAAGAGUACUCCUUGUUGAAAAUAUACCCUCAGAUGACAUACAACCUCUCUGUGUACGACAACAGAAGCAACAAAACGCAUCACUUCACUGUGGAAAACAGAUCCUUUGAAUAUGGGUUGCUUUCCUAUGAAACCCAGUAUUGUUUCUCUGCUAAUUCCCAGGUCCUGUCACUUCCUAUACCUUGGCAUGCCUCUGAAUGGCAGUGCCUAACAACCCCAAAGGAUCCCUUCUACGAUCAGCUGCUACUGAUGCUGAUGGGAGCCAUUGUACCAUCAGUUAUCUGCCUUUUCAUGCUGAUCCUGGCCGGAUGCCUUUUCUACUACUUUGUCUGUGGUAAUAAACAGAAAAGUCCCCCUUUCCUGGAAAUAUUGGACGUUCAGAACCCACCGCAGACUUUCUGUCCUGAGCAUACUGUGACAGUGAAUGUGGUACUGGUCAACAUUGCCAAGCCCAUGGAGUUGAUAGCCAUAAAGCCUAACAACAUCCCUACCCUGAUCCACCAAACAGAGUGGGAGCUCGAACUACCCUACACUUCCCAGCAAGCCCCUGGCAUAGAACCUCCAAAGGAGGGAUCAUGCGAAGAUGAAUUCGAUGAGGCCCAACCAGAGCAUCUAGACUACGGCUUCGUUGGAGCGGCCCCAGCGAUGCCGGAAGUAAGAGAAAGUGAGGCAUCUGACAUUGAGAAAACCCGGCCCCUGCGUCUCAGCCAGGUCAACCCGUACAUAGCACAGAGAUGUGCACCAGGUUCACAGGAGCCUGUAGAGAAUGUUUUGACUGGGAUGUGUUUAGACAUGGACCCCAAGACAGGGCUCUUUAGAAUGCCACUGCUGUCUGAUAUAAAGCUGGGGGUGGAGAGCACAAGUUACAAAGAGCCUGAUCAAAUGGGUCCCUACGCACCACAGCACGUCUCUGUCAGAGAGACCACUGAGGGGGACCUGUGGGGAGACAAAGCUGAAGAGCCCCAAAGUUACCCCUCAGACUACGGCUUCGUGGGAGCAGCCCCAAAGCAGCAGAUGGUGCCAACAAAGUACCAGACGCGGUCUAACAGGAGGGAUAAUCAGCCCCUGCUGCUAGCCCAGGUCAACCUGUACAGAAGCCAGAGGCAAGCUCUGUUUCCACAGGAGUCUGAGGAAGAGGAUGGAUUAGGUGGUGGUAACUGUGUUGACUGGAGCCCUACAACAGGGAUCCUCCAGAUGCCUUUGCUCUCCAAGCCUAUUCCAGAAGUGGAGGGAGCAAGGAAGGACAGGGAGUCAGAGCAGUUGGAGAUCUUACCCAGUGUGUUAGUGAGACAAUCCUCAGAGGAGAGUGAGGGUGAGAGUGACCUGACUAAACUACAGAAUGUCUGGAGUCUACAGAUCAACAUGGAGGACUAACCUAUCAGACAGUUAACCUAUUGGACACUUAACCUAUCAGACAGUUAACCUAUUGGACACACAUUAUUACAGCAAAAAAGUUUGUUUACCGUAUGUGGAAGAAUAAUUCAGAUUGCUGUUUGUACCAUUUGAUUCAGUUGCCAAAUCAAAUGAAGGACAUCUUUUUAACUAAUCCAAAAUGCUUUGUAAAUGCUUCAGCAAUGUGAUUGCAACUAAUUUAUUUUUGAGGUUUUGUUUACUUUGUACCUUUUAUCCAUACUUUUCUACUAACUUAUCACGAUUGAUGUAUUGCCAGAUAGCUUUUUUUUUUACAAUUGAAUUCAAAAUUUAUAUGAAGGCACAUGCAAUGCCACUUUACCUCAUGAUGAUUAACAAGCAGGGGGAGUGUUGCCGUAAAGGUUUAUAACCACACACUAAACUAUGAAGACAAUGCAAAUAAAGGAUAUAUACAGUACCUGUCA